AACCGCACGCCGCCGCGGUCGGACGGGAAGACCCGUUCGGACAUUUUAUUUGUGGGGGGAGGGGUGAUCUUCUUUAAAUAAAGUGAGGCUGUUAUCUGCAUAGCGGUUUGGAGUUGGUUCGUUUAUUCCCAUGAAGGAUUGAUAGUGAUUCCCGCUCCGUGGGAGAGGUCUGACUCUCGGGGGUUGCCUGCAGGGCCUUUCUUCCCCGAAGCAGCUGCGUCCAGCGACUGGCGGUGCGUGGCCUCUUCAGCCUUGUUGGCUUGGUGCAGUUACCCAUCACCAUGGGUGUAGCGUUAACUCGAGCAGCUCAGUGGACGGCGGCUGGCAUCGGUGUCGGCAAGUUAGAAUUUACUCCUCUGAACAUCUCCCUACUGAACAGCAUUAUCAAAUUUGUGGAAUAUGUUAGUUCCAAGCACCCACAGGAAGCUGCUUUGGUAUUUCGGGAACCUCUUGAAUGGAAGUCGAAUUUGGAGAUAUCUGGAUUUGGAGCAGACUAUCAAAUCAGCAAAAGAACUGUUGUAUCAAAAGAAACUGUGGAUGGAAACCCCUUGUUGAUUUUGGAUGAUUCUACUGGUGUCAUCAAAGUAUCCACUUUUAGCCAGCUAGCCAAGCUGCUAGAAAUAGCUCAGAAAGAAAAACUGAAAGAAACACAAGCUUGUCUAGAAGCAAACAGAGACCCAAUUGCAAAGAUCCUGGGGCCAAGCUUUGCUACUGUGGAAGGAGAGGACAAAUCAAUGCUGCGUUUAUUGGAAAAAGUGAAGAAAGGUGAUGAAGAACCGGAGGCAGAAGCUCAGAUGAAGUUGUUUCUGCUUCUCCAGCAGCUAGAUAUGCAGCUUUUAAAUACUUCUUUGCAGAAAAUUUCACAAGAAGUGCGGCUGAACCCCCAAGCUAUAAAGAAUGAUGUGCAACUGCUCCAGUCCUUCUCUGGAGAAGGAGAUCUGACUGUUUUAAGAUCGAUCAACUACACAUCAGAAUAUGAAUUUUCUAAUGGAUGCAGAGCCCCACCAUGGAGACAAGUGCAUGGAGAUAUUUGCUACCUGAUUAUUAAUACUCAUGAUACUGAAACUUUGUAUGUAACCUGUAACACAGCUGGAGUUUACCUGAAUGGGGGUCCAAUAAAAGACAGUGAAGAUAUUAUUUACGACAGAAAUGGUGAUAUCUACAAGGAUCUUAUUACAUUCCUUAAGGAAAAAUCUCCAACAUUUGCAGAAAAUCUUACUCGGGUUCAACAGAAUUUUGUACUGCAAAAAAAAUCCACACCUACUCGAAAGACCCAGAAAGCAGAAGUACCUACUAAUGAGGAACUUGACCAGACUGAAAAGUUUAGUGAAUAUCAGGACAAGAAUAAGUUUGAAAGAAAGAAACCACCACCAAAACCUAAGACAAGGGAUAUAAAAAAAGAAGAAACUUCUUUUGUACAUAAGGCUCUAGAGUCAUCCCAUCGAUUAUCCAUAAAAGAUGAGAAAGCUCAAUUGAAAGUCCAGGAUACUAAGAAGAUUAAAAAAGAAAAAGAAAAUGUUGAGAUGGUUGCAGCCAGGAAAUACAAGUGCAAAGCAGCUCAAGAGAAAGCUCACUUGAUACAGAGAGUAGUUUCUGAUGGAUCAGAAGAAUUAAGUGAAAGUUCUACAGAGAGUGAGGAAGACAAACAAGAUAUGAACAGACAACAGGAAUCCGGUACUGACUUACCUUCUGAGUACUGGCAAAUCCAGAAGGUGGUAAAAUACCUGAAGGGUGGCAACCAAACAGCGACUGUUAUUGCCUUGUGUUCAAUGAGGGACUUUAACUUGACGAACGAGACAUGUCAGUUGGCCAUCCGAGAUGUGGGUGGCCUAGAGGUUCUGAUCAACCUGCUGGAUACAGAAGAAACCAAAUGUAAGGUUGGCUCAUUAAGGAUUCUAAAAGAAAUUAGUAAAAAUCCACAAAUUCGACGUUCCUUGGCAGAACUAGGUGGCUUGCAGAUUAUGGUGAAAAUCCUGGACUCCUCUAAUAAAGAUCUCAAAUGUUUGGCUGCUGAAACUAUUGCCAAUAUAGCCAAGUUCAGGAGAGCAAGACAAACCGUCCGGCUUCAUGGUGGAAUUCAACGCCUGGUUGGCCUUUUGGACUGUGUUCCAACUUCAGCUCAUCUAACUGCAGAGCAAGAGAAAGAUAUUGAAGUGGCACGUUGUGGUGCUCUGGCAUUGUGGAGCUGCAGCAAAAGUAAAAAAAAUAAAGAUGCUAUUCGUAAAGCUGGUGGUAUUCCUCUAUUGGCUUGCCUGUUGAAGUCUCCUUAUGAAAAUAUGCUUAUUCCAGUUGUUGGCACAUUGCAAGAAUGUGCUUCAGAGCCAAGUUACAGGUUGGCCAUUCGAACAGAAAAUAUGGUGAAGAAUCUGGUAAGAAAUCUGAGCAGUGAAAGUGAGGAGCUUCAGAUGCAUUGUGCUCGUGCCAUUUUCAAGUGUGCGGAGGAUGAGGAAACACGUAAUCUUGUAAGAACUCAUUUUGGAUUGGGACCACUAGUCAAGCUUGUCAGCAAGUCUGAUAACAAGCAAUUAUUAGCAGCAGCUACGGGAGCUGUCUGGAAAUGUGCCAUCAGCAUGGAGAAUGUAGAAAGGUUCAAACAUUUGAAAGUUGCAGAAACUCUGAUUAGUCUACUCAUCGGUCAACCUGAGGAAGUCCUUAUUAAUGUUGUAGGAGCAUUGGGGCAACUGGCACGAGAUCCAGUGAUUCGGGGUGCUAUCCGGAGAUCGAGUGGAAUCGGUCCAUUGGUCAAUCUUUUAACUGGAACUAAUAAUGCUCUUCUUGUAAAUGUCACCAAAGCAGUGGGAGAAUGUGCUGUUGAUCCUGAAAAUAUGUCGAUAAUUGAAUCUCUAGAUGGUGUUCGAUUGUUGUGGUCUUUACUCAAAAAGCCAAAUCCAGAUAUUCAAGCAAGUGCAGCUUGGGCGCUCUGUCCUUGUAUUGAAAAUGCCAAGGAAGCUGGGGAAAUGGUUCGCUCCUUUGUUGGUGGCCUGGAAUUGAUUGUUAAUUUGCUAAAAUCUGAUGAUAUCGAGGUUCUGGCCAGUGUUUGUGCAGCUUUAGCCAAAAUAGCCAUGGACGAAGAAAACCUAGCAGUUAUAACAGAUCAUGGAGUUGUUCAAAUGUUGUCAAGUUUAACAUACACAAGGGAUGAUAUGCUUCGGCAGAAUUUAGCAGAUGCUGUUGCUUGCUGUUGUAAGUGGGGAAACAACAGAGUUGCCUUUGGAGAAACUGGGGCUGUGGCCCCGCUGGUCCAUUAUCUCAAAUCAAAAAGUCCUCGUGUUCAUCGUGCUACAGCACAAGCCUUGUACCAGCUUUCAUUUGAUCCGAACAACUGCAUUACCAUGCAUGAAAAUGGUGUGGUUAAGCUGCUUUUGAAUUUGAUGGAUUCCACAGAUGAAGCUCUGCAGGAAGCAGCUGCCGGUUGCAUCGCAAACAUUCGAAGGCUUGCCCUGGCUAAUGAGAAGGCUCGCUACAAAUGAAAACAGUGCACACUCCACAUUUCCUUUCUCAGGAGCUAUUACCUGCACAGGUAUAAUAAAAGAAAGAUUUACUGAGUACUGCUUCUGGAUGAACAUGAAAGACCUUUUGUAUGAGCUAAAAUAAACCAGAUGCUUAAUAGAAAUCCAAAAGCUGCUUCUGAUUUCUAAAAAUCAUAUAGAAACAAAUCAAUUCUGGAAUAGUGCUACCUAUAACAUGAAAUACAUUUUUAAAUAUGUAGAGAAUUUAUUUGGAAUUCAAAAGUACUACUGGAUCCUUGUUAAAAAUCUGUCUAAAAGAAUGAUCAUUUAUUUACAUCAGUUGAUCUGUUUUUUUUGUCAAAAUAAAGUUAUAAUUUUUCUGCAGUGAGUGUGGUUACAUAGUAAAUUAAAGAUGUCUUGUGCAAUUUUUUUCACUCAAAAUCUAUAUAAUCAUGUUGUUGUAAGGCAUUCUUCUGUUCCAUAAGUUAUAAUCCACAGGAGAAGUCUGAAUACAGAAGCAAAGAUCUGGUAUUGUGUUACAGUAACUGAGAACUCCAAACAGCUGCAGGAUUCACUGCUCAGGGAGUAGUCAGUACAUCAACUUAAAGCCUGCAAGAUUUUUAAAAGACAUUUCAGAAGUGUCUUUGCCAGCAUAGCAUAAUAAUUAAAUACUUAUUUGUGUCUGCAAUCUAUAUAUAUGUUGAAUACCAAUGUGUGCCAGCUACUGGGAAAUACAUUUUGUAAAAUUAUUACAAUGGAAGUGUGAUAACAUUUAACAGAGCAACAAAAUUUGAUACAGAAGGUGGUAUGUACUUUACUAUGAAUACAUUUGUGCUUUUAGAAAGAUAUUAAAGUUCUGGAGAAAGUGUUACUGAGUUGGCUUUGGCUCAGUGCUCAUGAAUUGUGUUUGGUUGAAAAAUAAAGAACUUAAACUAUUUUAUUUCCAAUUGCAUCACCUCCCAAUUUUCCAUUUUAAAUGGUCUCACUACAUUUUAGUACCAUAUUUUUUUGUUUAGUCAAAAAAGUGACAGACUAUGCCAUGCACUCCUUAACCAUCGUUGAUAUAGCUCAAUGACUAGCCAAAGGAGAGAAGCAUGUUUAUAUCUAUCAAUUUUUCUCCUUCCUCAUAUUCGCAAGAAGGUCCAUUCUGUACCUAUAAAGUGUUCCUUACAGUGACUGAGCCAGGAAUUAGUUUAAUUCAUCUAUUGAAAGCAGUUACUUUUAAGAGAGAGCUGAGGACAGGGCUCAGACAUGUACCCUCUGGAUAGAAGAUCAUGCUCUAUUGCCAACUACCAGACCACUAGACUGCAGUAGUUUUAUUGAGUUGUCUGGUGCUAAUUAAACUAAAUGCACUUACUGAAAGGAAUAUAUAUAAAAUGAGAUUAUUUAGUUAAAAUUCAAC
Chiloscyllium plagiosum (whitespotted bambooshark) is the source of this 4851-nucleotide messenger RNA. RefSeq names its product outer dynein arm docking complex subunit 2 (gene odad2). Gene Ontology annotation, molecular function: protein binding. NCBI's taxonomy places the organism in Eukaryota, Metazoa, Chordata, Chondrichthyes, Orectolobiformes, Hemiscylliidae. The record is from RefSeq and is a predicted model, not a curated record.